GCCGCGCUCCCACCCAUGGCUCCGGGCCGGGCGCUGCUGCCCGCGGCGCUGCUGGCGCUGGCGCUGAGCCCGGGGCCCGCGGCCGCGGUGCCGUGCAUCGCUGACUGCCCGGCGGGUACGUUCGUGGCGAGCGCGGACUGCGCGUCCUGCCUGCCCUGCCCGGCCGGCACCUUCUCCAGCGCGGCGGGACGCGGCGACUGCAGAAUGUGUCGGAAGUGCGAAGGAAUAUUCCGGUAUUUAAAAGAGUGUUCCUCAACAAGUGAUGCUGAAUGCACGUGCAAGGAGGGCUAUCGCUGUGGCGGUGAUGGCUGCACCUUCUGCACCCGAAGCUGUGGCGUGGGCCAGGAGAGCACCGGGAACGGUUGCCGGACUUGCCGCUAUGGAACCUUUAAUGAUCAGCCCAAUGGCUCCUGUAAAAACUGGACAAAGUGCUCUGGAAACCAAGUCCUGGAGCCUGGAACUCCAGCAAAAGAUGUCAUUUGCAAACAUGCUUCAGUUAAUCCCACUUUAGUCACUACUCUACCUACCACGUCUCUUGAAAUUCCAGUUUCUAUCACUGUGCCAGGGAAUGAUGUCCAGACAGACAUGAUCAGGAUUUCUCUUGCUGUGGCUGGGCUGUCGUGCAUAGUGUUUCUGCUGCCUUUGUGCAUCUGCUUCAGUGUCUGGCAGAAAAAGAAACUACACACUGUCUUCAAGAAAAUGCACACACCUGAACAGUCAAUUCAGGAAGAUGAUGCCUGCAGCUGCCACUUCCCUGAGGAAGAACAAGGUGAAUAUCAGGACCGUGGCAAAUCCACAGAAUUCAGAGAUCUUUUGGUGAACUAGAAAUUGAACUGUCCAAGUCAGCCACAUUUGAAUUUUCAUUUGGAAUACAGAACAAGAACCUGUUUAUGUAAAUAGAAUGGGUGUCAGCAUUUGAGUGUUAAAGCACUAAAUAGCCCAGCCACUGAGGAAAAAGUGCUUUUUUUGUAUUUCUUAAAAAAAUAAUAAAAAAACCCCCAAAACA
Messenger RNA from Corvus hawaiiensis (hawaiian crow), 1006 nucleotides. RefSeq names its product TNF receptor superfamily member 9 (gene TNFRSF9). The record is from RefSeq and is a predicted model, not a curated record. Gene Ontology annotation, molecular function: signaling receptor activity; cytokine binding. Gene Ontology annotation, cellular component: external side of plasma membrane. NCBI's taxonomy places the organism in Eukaryota, Metazoa, Chordata, Aves, Passeriformes, Corvidae. Bases 16 to 825 code for a protein of 269 amino acids. The transcript has 7 exons. Gene Ontology annotation, biological process: regulation of cell population proliferation.